Molecule: messenger RNA, 2630 nt
Organism: Cladophialophora immunda
Lineage: Eukaryota; Fungi; Ascomycota; Eurotiomycetes; Chaetothyriales; Herpotrichiellaceae
Exons: 4
Coding region: 201-2303 (700 amino acids)
Biological process (GO): vesicle-mediated transport; intracellular protein transport
Cellular component (GO): membrane coat
Molecular function (GO): clathrin binding
Source: RefSeq, a predicted model, not a curated record
CUUACAUUGGACACCUACCACUUGGACAUUGUCAAUAGAUAGAACAUUCCCGAGAAACCUGUCCUUUAUUGAUGCAUCCUCCUGAAGAUCAUGCCAUGACCUGAACCGCGAUCAGCUGAAUCCAGCACCAAUAUUGUCGACUCUAGGGUGAUACGGGAAUCCUACUGCUAGUUGUCUGAAUUCAGACAGAAAGGGUCAGAAUGUCUUCCGGACACGGAGACUCUAAGCUCUUUGCCAGGGGCAAAGUGGCUGAGCUACGAGCGGAGCUCACCAAUCCGGGCAAAAAGGACAAGAACCACACCACGAAGAAGAAUGCACUGAAGAAGAUCGUCGCCAAUAUGACCAUGAGUAACAACGACAUGGUUGCACUGUUUCCAGAUAUCGUGGCUUGCAUGGAUAUCCCGGUCCUCGAGAUCAAGAAGAUGUGUUUCUUGUACCUUCAGCAUUAUGCUCGAAUGAAACCGGAUAUUGCUUUGCGAGCGUUGCCGGUGCUGGAAGAGGAUCUCCUGGACUCGAACCCCUUGAUUCGAGCACUUGCCUUACGCACUAUAUCAUACGUCCACGUUCGAGAAUUCGUUGAAGGCACGAUCGCCCCACUGAAAAAAUUAAUGGUUGACCAAGAUCCCUAUGUCCGGAAAACAGCCGCCAUCACCGUCGCCAAAAUCUAUGACCACGACAAACGGCUGGUCGAGGGAUCAGACCUAAUUGAUAGACUCAAUAGAAUGCUGAAGGACGACAACCCUACUGUCGUUGCAAGUGCACUUUCUGCCCUGCAGGAUAUCUGGGAGAGGAGCGAAAAUAUCAAGUUGACAAUCGACUAUGCAAGCGCCUCCAAAAUCAUUUCGAUCUUACCCGACUGCAAUGAAUGGUCUCAGACCUACAUCUUGGAAGCACUGGUAUCCUACGUCCCACACGAAUCUGGUGAAGCUCUCUUACUGGCAGAACGAAUAUCAUCUCGGCUUUCGCACUCAAACUCUGCCGUGGUGCUUACGUGCAUCCGAGUGAUUAUGUACCUGAUGAACUACAUCUCCGACCAGAAGAAAGUCGACGAACUUGCCCGCAAAUUAUCCCCCCCACUCAUCACCCUCCUCUCUAAACCACCGGAGAUCCAGUAUCUCGCCCUGAGAAAUGCCAUACUCAUCCUGCAACAAAGACCUGAGGUCCUGCAAAAUGACAUCCGCGUGUUUUUCUGCAAGUACAACGAUCCGAUAUAUGUUAAGGUCACGAAACUGGAGUUGAUAUUCAUGCUGGCCAAUAAGAGCAACAUCUCUGUGGUUCUCAACGAGUUGAGGGAGUAUGCUACCGAGAUUGAUGUCCAGUUUGUGCGCAAAGCCGUUCGAGCAAUCGGAAAACUUGCAAUCAAGAUUGAGCCGGCGGCGCGGCAGUGUAUCGAUGCACUCCUGGAGCUUGUCAACGCCAAAAUUCCGUACAUCGUCCAAGAAGCAACAGUGGUCAUCAAGAAUAUUUUCCGCAAGUACCCCAACCAAUACGAAUCUGUCAUCUCCACCGUGAUCGGUCAGAUUGAUGAAUUGGAUGAGCCAGAGGCAAAGGCUGCCAUCAUUUGGAUCAUCGGAGAGUACGCUGACCGAAUCGAUAAUGCCGAUUCACUACUGCAAGACUACCUCUCAACUUUCCACGAGGAGCCUAUAGAGGUUCAAUUAGCAUUACUUACUGCAACAGUGAAACUCUUCCUCCACCGGCCCACAAAAGGCUCGUCCAUUGUUCCGCAAGUGCUCAAAUGGUGCACGGAGGAGUCUGACGAUCCGGAUCUUCGCGACCGAGGGUACAUGUACUGGCGCCUGUUGUCUACCGACCCAGUGACGGCAAAGAAAGUCGUCAUGGGAAUGAAACCACCCAUUACAGCCGAAAGCGAGAAGCUGGACCCAAUAACUCUGGAAGAGCUCUGCUUGGGGAUCGGGACCCUCGCCACCAUUUAUCUGAAACCAGUACAGCAAGUCUUCCGGUCUGCACGGACACGUCGGCUUCAGGAUUCCCCCGCGCUGCAAAGGAAGAGAGAAGACCUGACCCGCUCGCUGACCGGUCUGGAUCUUGCGAAUCCCCUUUCAUUGAACACCACCGUCACAACUCCAGGCGGCACAGCCGUGCCCAAUCAUCAAGCUGCGAUUGAAGCCGCCGACGAAUAUUUCAAGAAUCUGAGCUUGAGUGACAACAGUGGGGGUGAUAUCCUGACCAGUCCGACUGGCGGAGGAGUAGGAAACCCAUAUAUCGUCAGCCAGAGCGCCCCACAGCACAGCUUCCAUCCGCAAACGAGUGUCGCCAACAACGGAGAUCUCCUGUACUAGCAUUACAGGGAGGAGGAAGUCGAAGAGAGUGUGCAUGGCGCAUAAGCGAUGGUUGUUUACUUGGCGCGACAAACAGGACGGUUGUAAACGCAGGCUCCCCUAAUGCGCAUGUGGUAGUGGAAUCUCAUUCUUUCGGUCGAUACCAAAAUGGUCCGCUGCGUCUGGAGAGGUGAAAUAACACGGCAGACGUGUGACCCUUGACUCUCCUCGACAGGAACCUAUCAGGCCCUGUACUUUGUUGUAUAGCUAGUUCGAGCUGUAGAGAAGACGUGUUUCAGGGGAUCGCGCAGCGGUAUUCGCGCCCCGGCGACUCCAAGCCGACGUCAU